Molecule: messenger RNA, 2536 nt
Organism: Diabrotica virgifera virgifera (western corn rootworm)
Lineage: Eukaryota; Metazoa; Arthropoda; Insecta; Coleoptera; Chrysomelidae
Product: dynein regulatory complex protein 1-like
Exons: 9
Coding region: 131-2500 (789 amino acids)
Biological process (GO): cilium-dependent cell motility; regulation of cilium movement; axonemal dynein complex assembly
Cellular component (GO): axoneme; axonemal dynein complex
Source: RefSeq, a predicted model, not a curated record
GUCAAUUUAAUAUUAUAAACGCAUAUAUUUUUUAAAUUUAUACCUACAUACUUUAUUUUACUACGCCGAAAUAUAUUUUAAUUUAUCUAUAUAGUAUUGAGACAAACUAUUUUUAAUUUAUAUUUGUAGCAUGGGUGACACUGAUUCGAUCAGAUGCGGGGAUCCAAGAAUUGAUUCUGAUGAUCCCAAAGAACGGAAAUUUGCAAGGCGACUAAGAAUAAAAAGGAGGGUUGAACUUCAAAAACGACAAGACCUAUCAAUUGUAGAUAAAACUACUCAUAUCGCUGAAAAGCCAGUAUUUGAUGAAGAAUAUCAAUUGAUCUAUAAACAAAAGCAAAAAAGCGACCAUUAUUUAGAAAGACGUUGUAUAGUAUCAAAAGCCAGUUUAAAUCACAGGAGACAAAUUGCAUUUAAACGAGAAUUAGAUAAGAGGAUCGAUUCUGAUACCAGUAAGAACCAGUUGAUCAAAGAAAUAGAAGAGGAAGCACGACAAGCGCAAAAUAAAUUUGAAGAGAUUGCCGUCAAAUGGUCUCUCAUUAAAAAAUUUAAGGAUCCGUAUAACAUACAAGAAAUGAUAAAUGUUCAAAAAGGGAAAUGUGACGAUAUAAUAAGGCAAAAAGACGCUAUCAUUGCUACGCUAAAAAAUAAAAUCAAGGGAGCAGAAAUAGAAUAUACUAAAGAACAACAAAAGCAAACUGAAGAAGUUAAUGACUUAACUAAAAGAAUACAGAAACAACUAGAUUUAUUAAAAAAAGCUUAUCAAAGACAGAUCAAGAUCAUAUCUCUCACGAUUAAGGGAUUGACAAAAAAAUUCGUUCAAGCGAAAAAUUACAAAUGGGAGGACCUACAUCAAAAUAUGUGCGAUAUGGAAGCUCCCCAAUCAGAAGCACAAUUCCGUGCAUUAGAAGAUUUUCAAGAAAAAAUGAUGAGUAUACACGAAGGUUUUGAAGAGGAUUUCAGAACUCGUAAAUUUGAACUCGUUGGUAUAAUUGAUGCUGCCCGUCAAGAGAUGGAGCAUAUUAAAGUUGCAUCCUUAUAUAAUAGCGAGAAAUUAGACUACAAUUACCAAAUACUAUCUAGAAGGCAGGAUGAGAACAUUUUACUAAAAGGUCAACAAAAGAGAAGAAUAAAUAAACUGCAAGACGUUAUAACUGAAAUGCGCCACAAACUAUCCUCAUACAAGGAAACGACAAAUAAUAACAUUAAAAAAACCACUGAAAUGAUUAGUAAAAUACAUCAGCGGAUUUUGGAGAUUGAAGCAAGGGCUGAUCACAUUUCUAAAGUUAAUGAAAGCAAAUUUAACAAAUUGUGGGAAAUAAAUAAAAAACAUUGUCUGCAAGUUCUAGAGAAAAUAAUGGACAUUGAUAAAGUUCUACAUCAUCAACAGAUGGCUAAGGAAUGGGUUAAGCCAGAACAAAUUUUUUUAGAAUAUAGUUCCAUGGCUAGUUUUAGACGAGCACAUAUAUUGCUGUACGAAAAUCCUCCUACGGAUUCUGAAACAAAAACUCUUGACGAAAGUCUAAUAGAUUUUAAUCUGGCCCCUACUGUUUUUUAUAAAAAUCUACUGAAGAAAAUUCUUGGUGUAUUAUCUGAUAAAGGAGGUUUUCUAACCGAAAGUAGACUUAAAUCGCUGAUAACUCAGUACAAAGAUGAUAAAAGACAUUUGGUUAGAUUGGAUCAUAUAUUUGACGCCUUAGACUUGAAUACUUCGCAUAGAACCCUCGAAGUCAUUCCGUUCUUUUUGCCGUAUUGUUAUUGCUUGUUUUGUGCCCAUCUGAAUACUCCAGAACAUUCACUAGCGGGAACGAUGGUUUCUUCUCUUUCUGUUGGCUUCAAUCAACAACACACUAGUAAAUUAUAUAAUGCGAAUAUUCUACCUUUGGAAGAAGCUAUUAAAAUGACACAAGAAUCAAAGAUAGUUAUAGAAAAUGCUGUUGAGGAGCUAUUACCUGGUGUAGAUUUUUCGGACAUAUCAACAGAAGACGAUAUUUCGAUUGACGGUGUUGAAGCUGAUGAGUCAGACUCUAUAUUAAAACGAAAAUCCAUGAUGGCGAAAAAAAGGAUACAGAUGAAGGACCUUAAAGAUAGAACGGUAUGCCAGUUUCACCACCCUUUAGUUAUCAGUCGCAUAUAUGUGAUAAAAGCUCUGAACGAAUUUAUAGAAUUCUAUCACCAGAAGUCGAAUCCAAUUCCAACCACAGGUGAAAGAUUACAAAAAAGGCGAUACACGAUAUCCCGUCUACUAGAUGAUGAGGAUAUUAGCGAAUACUGGAAAAGAAUUACUUCUGUUUACAGUGAGGAACGUUUUAAAGUGUGGGAUGCUUUACUAAAAGGACUUAAACACUAUCAUGAAAUUUUAAAGGAGAGAAAGGCUAUGGCAAAAGAGGUAGUUGAAUUAAAAAAGAUAAAUGAAAGAUUAUCGAAUCAAUUGGCUAAGUAUCAAGAUCAUCAUGUAUUAUUACCGCCCAUAUUAUGUUCUCUUUCUGUUCGCAAUAAGUAAUUUUUGUUAUAAAUUAAUAAAUGAUUUUAUAAGUAA